GUUAGUAAACUCGUUGAUACUUAUGUUAGCGUGAGUACUCCACUAAUCCACUACACCAUCACCAUCUUCCAAAACGAUAAGAAAAAAAAGAAUCCAAUCACGUGCGGUUAAAGCAGGAACGUUCGGCGAAACUGGAAGCACGUGACACCCUUCCGCGCUCUGUAUAUAAACCGGGGACCGAAACCAGCUCCUCCACAGAAUCCAUCCACUGACCCGCGAAUUCGAAGAGCAAACUCAAAUCAUCCUAGGACCAAACGCGACUACACCGGACAAGAUGCUGCUGCUUAAUCCGGCGGUCGAGGCGGCGGUGCUGGACAGCAUCCGGCAGCAGCUCCUGGAGGAGCCGACGGCGCCGGCGCGGCCUGCGUACUGCCGGAGCGCGAGCUUCGGCAGCCUCGUGGCGGACCAGUGGAGCGAGUCGCUCCCGUUCCGGCCCAACGACGCCGACGACAUGGUCGUCUACGGCGCCCUCCGCGACGCCUUCUCUUGCGGCUGGCUCCCCGACGGCUCCUUCGCCGCCGUCAAGCCCGAGCCCCUGCCUUCCCCUGACCCGUACGACGGCUCCUGCCUCGGCAGCUUCCUCGCGUCGCCCGGGCCCGCCACGCCGGACGAGGCGGCGUCGACGGCAACGUGGACGGAGGAGGCCGAGGUGGCGGCGACGGCAUCGAGGGGGAGGCACUUCAGAGGCGUGAGGCAGCGGCCGUGGGGCAAGUUCGCGGCGGAGAUCCGGGACCCGGCCAAGAACGGCGCGCGCGUGUGGCUCGGCACCUUUGACAGCGCCGAGGACGCCGCCGUGGCGUACGACCGCGCCGCCUACCGCAUGCGCGGCUCCCGCGCGCUCCUCAACUUCCCGCUCCGCAUCGGCUCCGAGAUCGCCGCCGCAGCAGCAGCCGCGGGUCAGAAGCGCGCGUCUCCCGAGCCUGCGAGCUCCGACUCUGCUUCUCCCUCCUCCAGCGCGCCCGGGUCGUCGAAGCGGAGGAAGAGAGGCGAGGCGGCGGCAGCGUCCAUGGCCAUGGCUCUGGUGCCGCCCACGCCGGUGCAGGCUCCGGUCCAGCUCAUCCUCCCAGCCCAGCCGUGGCUCGCCACCGGCGCCGUCCAGCAGCUAGUGAGCUGAAGCGGCGAAGCAAUCAGUGGUCGUUCUCAUGAGCUUCAUGCGUUGAGCAAAUGGAGGAGAGGAACAGGGCAUCUCCACGGGUCAAUGGCGUAAUGCGUCGAUCAAAGAAACUGCGACCAGUUGGAGGCAAUUACGCGCCGCGCCACGCCACGCCACGCCAUUGUGAAGUUUGUGUGGUUCCGUGUGAAACUUGUCGCUAGAGUUAGUGGCGUCGGCACAGUAGCAACUAGCAAGUGGGUGCAGUGGAAUUCUGGAAGCCGGUUUGUAAGAGGUGGUGAGGGUGCAGUCGCAAAACUUGCAUGACCGUUCUCUUCUCCAAUGGAGAAUCUUCUUUGUUCAACUGCUGUUUGGUACUACGAUAAGUGAGUGAUUCCUUUUAAA
Messenger RNA from Hordeum vulgare subsp. vulgare (domesticated barley), 1495 nucleotides. Its product is annotated as ethylene-responsive transcription factor 2-like. NCBI's taxonomy places the organism in Eukaryota, Viridiplantae, Streptophyta, Magnoliopsida, Poales, Poaceae. Bases 275 to 1114 code for a protein of 279 amino acids. The record is from RefSeq and is a predicted model, not a curated record. Gene Ontology annotation, biological process: ethylene-activated signaling pathway; regulation of DNA-templated transcription. Gene Ontology annotation, molecular function: DNA-binding transcription factor activity; DNA binding. The transcript has a single exon.